Messenger RNA from Melanotaenia boesemani (Boeseman's rainbowfish), 3205 nucleotides. RefSeq names its product epithelial splicing regulatory protein 2 (gene esrp2). Lineage: Eukaryota; Metazoa; Chordata; Actinopteri; Atheriniformes; Melanotaeniidae. The transcript is spliced from 15 exons. Gene Ontology annotation, molecular function: mRNA binding. The coding region runs from base 186 to 2414 and encodes 742 amino acids. Gene Ontology annotation, cellular component: nucleoplasm; ribonucleoprotein complex. The record is from RefSeq and is a predicted model, not a curated record. Gene Ontology annotation, biological process: regulation of RNA splicing.
UGUCUGACCGUAAUCUCUUCCGUGGCUCCUCUGAAAAUAAUCUCCCCCCUUUUCUCUCUGCGUUUACCUCAAUUGAGUUUCCCGUCCUUUUGUUUGCUGUCCUUAUCACUUGGAAAAGGUGAACCCUCGUGUUAUUUUUAUUUUAAUCUUUGCUUUAAUUGUAGUUUUUACCCUUGUGGUCCCUGAUGGCUUCGCACAGUGAUACUCUGGUGGUGUUCUUUGGGGCAACAGCUGGUGCAAAUGGGGGUAAACUGGGUUCGGAUGAGAGGGAAAUAAUUCUCUUGGUGUGGCAAAUUGUGGACCUACGUGAGAAAAAGGUCGGGAAGCUUCAUGAAUGUUUUGUCAAGCCAGACACUUUGGAGCUGACAGACCAAUGUAAAGAAGAAACUGGUCUGACUGUUGAAGACCUCAUCAAAGCUGAGCCUCUGGACAAAGUUCUGCUACAGUUCCAGCAGGCUGUGUCAUCAGAAGUAAAAUGCCUCGGCAGGAACUCUUACACGCUUUUGGUGAACAGUCCACUUAUCAUUCGACAGGCCCUCCACCCCGAAGCCUCCAAAAAGAAUAUUGUACUACCUGAGUGUUUCUUUUCAUUUGUGGACAUAAGGAAAGAGUUUCACAAAUGCUGCCCAAAUGCUGGCCCAGUGCAGAAACUCUCACUGGCCUCUAUGUUGGAAUAUGUUGGCCUUCCUGCUGUGUCGGGGCAGAUGAUGUGGGUGAGGGAGCUGAGAAGCAUGGUGCAGUUAACACUCAGCAUCCUGGCUGAGCCCUACAAUCACAUAUUUUCCUGUUUUGAAUCGGUGAACUACAAGUUUGACUCUGGCACAUGCAGUAAGACCGAGCCAGUGGACAGCGAGACAGUGAUCCGAGCACGGGGGCUUCCAUGGCAGUCCUCGGACCAGGAUAUUGCUCGCUUUUUUAAAGGCCUCAAUAUUGCCAAAGGUGGUGUGGCUCUUUGCCUUAAUGCUCAGGGAAGAAGGAAUGGGGAGGCUCUGGUUCGUUUCAUCAACUCCGAACAUAGAGAUCUGGCCCUGGAGCGCCACAAACAUCAUAUGGGGAGCCGCUACAUUGAGGUCUACAAAGCCACAGGAGAGGAAUUCCUCAAGAUUGCUGGAGGGACAUCCAAUGAAGUGGCCCAGUUCCUGUCUAAAGAGAACCAGGUGAUUAUCCGAAUGCGGGGUUUGCCAUUCACCGCCACGCCUCAGGAAGUCCUGUCCUUCCUUGGUCCUGAGACCCCAGUUACAGAUGGUGCCGAGGGUCUGCUCUUUGUCAAAUACCCUGACGGACGGCCUACUGGUGAUGCCUUCGUGCUCUUCUCUUGUGAAGAAUAUGCCCAGAAUGCCCUGAAGAAACACAAGCAGAUCCUGGGGAAACGUUAUAUUGAGCUGUUUCGGAGCACUGCAGCUGAGGUGCAACAGGUCUUGAAUCGCUACAUGUCCACACCUCUGAUCUCAACGCUCCCCCCUUCACCCAUAGUACCCGUCCCAGUCCUCACCACACCCCCCUUCCUCCCAGCAGCCAGCAGUUCUCGCGACUGUGUACGCCUCCGUGGUUUGCCUUACACCGCCGGCAUCGAAGACAUCCUGGAGUUCAUGGGCGAGCACACUGUAGACAUCAAACCUCACGGGGUCCACAUGGUCCUCAACCAACAGGGCCGGCCCUCUGGGGAUGCUUUCAUCCAAAUGAAGUCACCUGACAAGGCAUUUCUGGUGGCCCAGAAGUGUCAUAAAAAGACAAUGAAGGACCGGUAUGUCGAGGUCUUCCAGUGCUCUACCGAAGAGAUGAGCAUUGUUCUGAUGGGAGGAACACUAAAUCGCAGCGGCCUCUCACCUCCACCCUGUAAGCUUCCCUGUUUGUCCCCUCCCACAGCCUAUGCUGCCUUCCCCACUCCACCUGCCAUCCUCCCAGAGGCCCUCUACCAGCCACCCCUGCUAGCAGCCCCCAGACCUCCUCAGACCACAGUACACAGCCAUGCUCACCCUUUGGCAUACUACCCUCAACCACAUCUCUUCAUGAACAUGAACAUGAACUACACAGCUUACUACCCCAGCCCCCCAGUGUCUCCCUCCACAGUUGGCUACUUUGCAGCUCCACCAGGAGCAGUAGCAGCAGCAGCAGCAGUUGCAGCUCAGCCCCACCAUGCUGCAGCCAGUGCCCCCUCUGUGCUGCCUCAGCCGGGUGCCCUGGUCAGGAUGCAGGGUCUACCCUACAACACAGGGGUCAAAGACAUCCUCAGCUUCUUCCAGGGAUACCAGCUGCAACCAGACGCGGUACUCAUCUUGUAUAACUUCAGUGGCCAAUGCAGCGGCGAGGCUUUGAUCACCUUCCCUACUGAGGAGAUGGCCAGGCGAGCUGUUGCCGAGCGCUCAAACCAUCCUUUCUAUGGCCAACAGAUCCAACUUGGCUUCUGUAACUGACCACUUGCGCUCCAUCCCUCUUCAACUCGCUCUGUUUAGCAUCCUGCAGAGGAGCCAUCUGUUUUCUCUUCUUCAGGAACGCCUCCAAACUCCAGUUCUUUUCAGAACAUCUUUUCAACCUUUCUUCUUCUGUGUGACCUACUGUUCUAAACACACCUGGCAGUGGUGGCCCUGACACUCCCGAGGCUGCUGUUGGAGUUCAUGCAUCUGCAUAUGAAGCAGCAGCUGAAUGUUGGGCAAAUGACUGUGGAUUCCAUGUACAGCUUUUCUGUAUUUUUGCUCCUGCUGUUGGAGGCUGGUUGUGGAGAAGAGACGGAACGGAGCCGGGAACAGAAUAUAUAGCGGCUCUGCUAAACCAAACAUGCAGAUAUAUUUAUAUUAUAAAUACAUUUAUAUAUGUCCCCUAUAAAACUGUACAGAUGUGUGUCCUGAAAUGCUUGACAACUUCUACACACAAAUCAUUUAUGUAUUUCUAAAGUUUCACUCUUAAACCACUUAGACUUUUGUGUUUAUGAACGUUUGUGUUAGCGCUUUGCAAAUACAGCUCUGUGUGUGUGUGUGUGUGUCUGUCUGUGUGUGCUUGAAGUUUAUUAUUUGAUGUCCUCCAGCUGUGUAGCUGUGUGGUUGAAAAGAAGAGCCAUAAAGACCUAAUUUAGACUACUGAAUCAGCAUGCUUACUGUCAUGAGUUAGUUUUGAGUAGCAUUGAAAUUCAGGGACUACUUAAUACCACACUGCACCACAGCUGUGUAAGUGUACCAAUUACGCUGACUUUAUUUUGUUUGUUUUGUAA